This is a messenger RNA of Gadus chalcogrammus (walleye pollock), 743 nucleotides long. RefSeq names its product ATP synthase inhibitory factor subunit 1b (gene atp5if1b). Gene Ontology annotation, cellular component: mitochondrion. Gene Ontology annotation, molecular function: ATPase inhibitor activity. Gene Ontology annotation, biological process: negative regulation of ATP-dependent activity. NCBI's taxonomy places the organism in Eukaryota, Metazoa, Chordata, Actinopteri, Gadiformes, Gadidae. The coding region runs from base 144 to 470 and encodes 108 amino acids. The record is from RefSeq and is a predicted model, not a curated record. The transcript has 3 exons.
AGUCUUGUGUUGUGUUUGAGAGACAAGGUCAGCAGUCUGUUGUCUGACUGACUAACCCUUAUACCCGGUACCCUAACCCUUAUACCCUGAAUCUAACCCUUAUACCUUGUACCCUAACCCUCACGCUGUUGUCAGGAGGCAGCAUGGCUCGUCUUCUGCGACCUGGACUCAGGUCUAUUAUCGUUUCACAGUUGAGAAGUGCAUCCGAUCAUCAGAUGGGCUCGCUUGGUGGGGGCGCUGGGAAAGGUGGAGGAGCUGGAGGUUCCAUCAGGGAGGCGGGGGGAGCCAUGGGGAAGAAGCAGGUUGCAGAGGAGGAAUUGUAUUUUAGGCGUAAGGAGCAGGAGCAGAUGGCUGCUCUGAAGCAGCACCACCAGGACGAGAUCGAGCAUCACAAGAAGGAGAUUGAGCGCAUGCAGCGCGAGAUCGACCGGCACAAGGGGAAGAUCCGCAUGCUGAAGCACGACGACUGAAGCCUCCAGUGAUCCGUGGCACGCCGGAAAUACCUUAAACAAUUUUGAUGAUGCACUGCUCACCCUCUGAGGGUGAGAUGAAUGUAAUUGAAAUGCUUGAAAGUUAUUAAAAAAUAUAUUUCUUGAAUCUAUUAAAACAUUGGUUUGCCUUCAUUACAAUAUAGCUACGGACUAAUGAGUAAAUACUAUUUUUCAUUGACUUUUGUUGUCAAACCAUGUAUGUUGUGUUUUGUAAUCUAAAUACAUUAAACUAUGGAUGAAUUGCCCUUAAAC